Messenger RNA from Ceratina calcarata, 1493 nucleotides. Its product is annotated as RNA 3'-terminal phosphate cyclase-like. Bases 273 to 1484 code for a protein of 403 amino acids. Gene Ontology annotation, cellular component: nucleus. Gene Ontology annotation, biological process: RNA processing. NCBI's taxonomy places the organism in Eukaryota, Metazoa, Arthropoda, Insecta, Hymenoptera, Apidae. Gene Ontology annotation, molecular function: RNA-3'-phosphate cyclase activity. The transcript has 9 exons. The record is from RefSeq and is a predicted model, not a curated record.
CGAGCGAUGAUCAACGAACAAUAUUUACCAAUGAAAAUGUCAAUAUUUUAUUUAAUCUUCAGUUCUAUCUUCAGUUACUUAUCGUUCAGUACGUUUCAACAUUCUCACGCUGUUCAGUAAACUUGCACAUAAAUACUCUAUCGAAUGACUUAUUGCCAGUUGAAUUUCGUUCAAGGGUACAUUUGAUCAUUUUUACUGGACCCGCUGAGCGCUUUGCCUUCUGGGCUCCUGGACGUUAUCGCCCGCCCUGAAUUAUUGCGCGACAUUGCUCGAUGCGCAAUGUUCGUCUACAAUCUCUAUCAAAAGUAUUGUUGCAUACAUCAUUCACAUUGAUUCCUAUUCGUACAAUGUCGACUUUAAUACAAAUCGAUGGAAGUUUAGGAGAAGGCGGUGGACAGGUGUUACGAGUUGCACUUUGUUUGAGCGCAUUAUACAAAAUUCCAAUUAAAAUUAACAAUAUACGAGCAGGUCGUUCCAAGCCAGGACUUGCAGCACAACAUUUAAAGGGAAUCGAAUUGUUAAAAGAUAUGUGCGAUGCAGAGAUUCUUGGAGCACAUAUAGGUUCCACUACUUUGGAAUUUAAGCCUGGACAAUUGAAACAGGACAAGCAGACAUUCUUUGUGGAUAUAGGAACUGCUGGCUGUAUUUGUUUAUUAGCUCAAGUAUCCUUGCCAUGUGCUCUUUUUCUUCCUCAAGGAGAGACUGUUAGAUUGAUUCUUAAAGGUGGAACUAACGUUCCUAUGGGACCUCACAUAGAAUACCUCACUGAAGUACUGAGACCUUUGCUCAAUAAGUUUGGAGCCGAUUUUGAUUUCAGAGUUGUAACAAGGGGCUAUUAUCCAAAGGGUGGAGGAGAGGUACAUCUUUAUGUAAAGCCUGUACAUACUUUGAAAGCUAUUACUUUAACUGAUCCUGGAAUUGCACAAGAGAUAUUAGGAUGGGCAUAUGUUGCUGGGGUUGUUCCUAUCAGAGAGGCUUACAAAAUGGAAAAUGAUGCAAAGUCAGUUUUAACAGAUGGUUUAAAUAAGCACAAUAUUACAUUGCCGAAUAUAAAUAUAGAAUCUUAUAAAGAAGAUAGAAAUGCUGCUAUUGGAAAUGGAUCUGGAAUCAACUUGGUAUGCACCACCAGCAGUGGAUGUAUUUUUGGUGGUUCUGGAUUGGGUUCUAAUAAACGCGAUGAGCAAACGGCUCCAGGCAUACAGGCAGCAAACGAAAUUCUAGACACGAUUUUAUCAAAGUCCUGCGUCGACGAGCACGCGCAAGAUCAAUUGAUCAUUUUUAUGGCUUUGGCCAAAGGUACUUCGAAAGUUAAUCUCGGAAGCAAAAAACUUACUUGUCACACUGAAACUGCUAUACAAGUAGCAGAGAUCAUGUUGAAGGAAUUUAAUCUGCAUUUUAAAUUGUCCGAAGGCAAAGACAAUGGAGGGAAUAUUUCGUAUAGUUUGGAGUGCAAAGGUUAUGAAUACGAGAAUAAAAUAAAAUAAAUAAGUAUA